This is a messenger RNA of Topomyia yanbarensis, 1371 nucleotides long. RefSeq lists its product as uncharacterized. Gene Ontology annotation, biological process: DNA integration. The transcript has a single exon. Gene Ontology annotation, molecular function: nucleic acid binding. The record is from RefSeq and is a predicted model, not a curated record. NCBI's taxonomy places the organism in Eukaryota, Metazoa, Arthropoda, Insecta, Diptera, Culicidae. The coding region runs from base 1 to 1371 and encodes 456 amino acids.
AUGUGUCUCGUUCAGCUGGUCCAGCAGGAGGCCUUUCCCAAGGAGCUCAAGGCACUUUUCACAAACGAACCGGUUCACCGAGGAUCCAAACUUCGCUGGUUCAACCCAGUGCUUACCAAGGCGGGAAUCAUUCGAAUUGGAGGUCGAUUGGCGAAUUCUAGUAUUCCCGAAGAAACUAAACAUCCUAUGGUCAUUCCAGGAAACCAUAAAUUCUCAAAGCUUCUCGCCAGCAGCUAUCACAAAACACUCUUGCAUGCGGGUCCUCAACUCCUGUUGAACUCAAUUCGAUUACGUUUUUGGCCACUUGAAGGGCGAAAUCUAUGCCGUUUAACAACUCAUCGUUGUCUAAUGUGUUACCGAGCUAAACCGAAACUUCAACAACAAUUCAUGGCUCAAUUACCUGCACCAAGAAUCACCGCAGCUCGUCCAUUCACUACAACAGGCGUCGAUUAUUUUGGUCCUGUAUAUAUUCACCAAGGCUACCGGAAGGGAUCAACGAAGGCUUACGUAGCGGUGUUUAUCUGCUUCUGUACGAAGGCAGUACAUUUAGAGCUGGUUUCCGACUUGUCUACUGCAAGGUUCAUCCAAGCUCUACGAAGGUUUACAGCACGGAGAGGAAAAUGUUCGGAUAUUUAUUCCGACAAUGGAACCAACUUUGUCGGUGCACGCAACAGUAUAGCAGAACUCCUUCGUAACUUAAGAGACCGCAACCACCACGAAGCAAUUCAGGAAGAGUGCAGCAACAAUGGCAUCACAUGGCACUUUAACCCUCCUGCCGCCCCUCACUUCGGCGGACUAUGGGAAGCCGCAGUACGCUCCGCUAAGAAACACUUGCUCCGUGUCUUAGGCAAUUCCUCCGUCUCUUAUGAAGAUUUUACAACCCUCCUAGCCCAAGUAGAAGGUUGUCUUAAUUCCAGGCCCCUCACACAGCUUUCGGACGACCCCACAGAUCUCCAACCGCUCACACCAGCUCACUUUCUUGUUGGAUCAUCGCUACAAGCACUUCCCGACAAGAACUAUAACAGUGUUCCAGCCAACCGGCUCUCACACUGGCAGCUAAUCCAGCAACAGCUUCAACACUUUUGGCGCAGAUGGCAUACCGAAUAUCUGUCGCAGCUUCAGGCACGAGUGAAGAAUUGGCAGCCAGCAGUCAAUAUCGAGCCCGGCAGACUUGUCAUCAUUGUCGAUGAAAACCAACCACCGAUGAAAUGGAAAUUGGCACGGAUUCACCAAAUACAUCCAGGCGACGGCGGUGUAGUUCGAGUCGUCACUCUACGAACUUCGACUGGUUACCUGACGCGACCGGUGACCAAAAUAUGUCUGCUACCACUACCGUCAACAGAUGAGGAGAAAACUAGUAAUCAGCCGUAA